AUGCAAAGGUUCGGGGCCCCUUCCUUCUCCAUAGACUACAAGAACAACUGCUUCCAGAAAGAUGGGAAGCCUUUCCAGUAUGUCUCCGGUAGUAUCCACUACUCCCGCAUCCCUCACUACUACUGGAAAGACAGACUGCUCAAGAUGUACAUGGCUGGACUCAACGCUGUACAGAUUUAUGUUCCCUGGAACUUCCAUGAGGAAAAGCGGGGUGUUUACAACUUCACUGGGGAUCGAGACCUGGAGAACUUCCUGGAUCUGGCCAAUCAGACUGGCCUCCUGGUGAUCCUCCGCCCCGGACCCUACAUCUGUGCAGAGUGGGAGAUGGGUGGUUUACCAGCUUGGUUGCUCCAGAAACCAAACAUUGUACUUCGAUCAGCAGAUACAGACUACCUGGAGGCAGUGAGCACCUGGAUGGCAGUGCUGCUCCCAAAGAUGAGGAGGUGGUUGUAUACAAACGGAGGGAACAUUAUCACUGUGCAGGUAGAGAAUGAGUAUGGGAGCUACUAUACGUGUGACUACAACUACAUGCGGCACCUGAGGACCCUGUUCCAGUUCUUCCUGGGGGACAAAACUGUUCUCUUCACGACCGACGGGAACACGGACCGGGAAAUGACCUGCGGGACCCUGGAGGGAAUGUACGCCACUAUAGACUUUGGGACAGACGUCAACAUAUCCCAAGCUUUUAGUCGGCAGAGGAGAUUUGAACCAAGAGGCCCUCUG
Oncorhynchus masou masou (cherry salmon) is the source of this 723-nucleotide messenger RNA. RefSeq names its product beta-galactosidase-like. Gene Ontology annotation, molecular function: beta-galactosidase activity. Gene Ontology annotation, biological process: carbohydrate metabolic process. The transcript is spliced from 7 exons. The annotation marks the transcript as partial. The record is from RefSeq and is a predicted model, not a curated record. NCBI's taxonomy places the organism in Eukaryota, Metazoa, Chordata, Actinopteri, Salmoniformes, Salmonidae. Gene Ontology annotation, cellular component: vacuole.